UAAUGACCUAAUCAUUUCCGAGUGCAAUUUUCCACAUUGCUAAGACAGGAAAAUAUCACCCACAUACAACUUAGCUGAACGAACUAAUAUCAUCACCAACAGUAGAAAGGGGUAUAAAACAACAUCCCACUCAACAACAUUGUCAGUCUAGGAUCGGCUCGGUUUCGGUGUAUGAAUCGACUGGUACGAAAGCAGUAAUGAUAAUUUCGAAACAUUAAUAAUUAUUUCGUAUACUCGGAGUGUUGGAAAACUGGAAAAAUAAUACGGAAACAGUGAAUAUGAAACAGUUUAAUAAUCCAAUCACAUUGGCGAUUGUAUUAACUAGUGUUCUUAGUAGACACGUGAGGUGCAUUGCAAACAGCAACAUCGGUUCGACGAUCAGUACGAGCACUGAAAGAUCUCAGCAACUGAAAGAUUUGAAAACGGAUGGAACCAGCAGCUUUUGGAGUCCACACCCGGAGUAUUACCACGAAAGAGAUAGAUACAACCGUCCGGAUCGUACGGAUUUCGUUACAUCGUAUGGGAAUUAUGAUAACAAAUAUGGCAGUGGAACGCCAACUUACGGGAACAAGGAUCGACUAGGAUACAAUUCCUUCAAUACUGGCAGCGGAGGAUCGUACUACACUCCGGGAGGUGUGUUUGACCGAAAGCAGGUACCUUAUGGCCCGCCUCAACCUGUAGAUUUAUCUCCAUAUGGUCAUGAUUACGAAAACAACUACGACUACAAUCCCCAUGGUUAUGGGCACAGUUUUGGUCACCCAUACGGCAAUGGAAAGGAACUCACUAAAUCUUUUAUUCUUCCGUUGGCUGGAGCCGCUUUACUUGGAAUCGCAACGGCACUCGUAGCCAAUCCAGUAUUACUACAUUUAGGAGCAGCCGUAGGAAAACGAAAGCGUCGAGACGUCACUAACAAUGCGCACAAUAUUGCUUAUCAAGCAUGGCUGAUGCAGCCACGAGCACCGGAUGCAUCCAAAAAUUGAACAAACAAUACUAACUUCAGUUUGAGGCUCGAAUUAUUAUAGGACAGAAAAUGACUAGAUGGAUGGAUAAACGCAACAUUUCACAAUGGCGAAAAAGAACCAUUGGUACCUCGAUUCAGUUUAAGAAUUAAUUGUAUGUAUUUAUGUAGUGAGAGUUUAAAUUAAGCAUAAUAUUUUAAAUUAUGUGAUCCCCUUUGAAAGUGUACAUCACAAACGAGCAAAUGAAAAUAAUUUUAUCAAUAUGUCAAAAUAUAAAUUAUUUGAAAAAAUAUCAUUUGUAAUGUUAUUUAUUUGAUUCUGACAUUGUUGAUAUUAAAGCUUCAGUCACAAGUAAAGCCUUUUCAGCCCUUUAUUAAUGAUAAUACAUAUCUCACUGAGAACAGAACAUCCAAGCUAGUACAAACUUUUCAAUAUGCGAACGAAUUUGGACGAAUGAGUUACCAUUGUACAAAUCUCGAACGCAAGAACCCAUACUGGAUUACUGGGCUGCUCGAAGACCCUCUUGAUUAUUGCUUCUUUGAACAACCGUAAAAUGUCUUACACACAUUGAAAUCUCUACUUGAAUGUCUGUUCUCUAUGCCUAUCAUUAGAAUAUUAUUUACUUCCGUAAUUCCGGGAUUUCUGUUUUUGUGAAAAUUGUAAAAAUACUUGACUUGUGGUUGGGAUAAGGUAAACUUGUGGUUGGGAUAGGCAAACAACGUUGAACUAUUCACUGCAAGAAAGAAAGAAGGUUGAAAAUUAAUAAGCAAUGAUCGUAGAGAAGCCGAAUAUACAAACCCAAGUAACCAUAUGCAUUAUAAUUCAGCAUUAUUUCGGCUUCAAAAAAUUGUGAAAAUAAAUUGAUUAAAUGCUACUGAAUUGUAAACAUAAUUAUAAUGGUGUUAUAAAGCUGAAAAGGGCGAUAAUUAGACUCUUCUAGGAUCUGACAGAUUAUACAUUAUUAAUUCAGAUAUAACGUAAAUAUCUACUUUAUCGAUGGAAACAAUUUCAACUGUAGAUUUAAUAUGCCAUGAUGCAAUAAGAGUGCCUAAAUAAUGCUUUGUAAACCAAUUCAAAUGUUAAAAACCUGUUUUAAUCCACCUAGUGGUGUAAUGAUGCCUUUCUCAUAUC
Malaya genurostris is the source of this 2090-nucleotide messenger RNA. RefSeq lists its product as uncharacterized. The record is from RefSeq and is a predicted model, not a curated record. Bases 279 to 980 code for a protein of 233 amino acids. Lineage: Eukaryota; Metazoa; Arthropoda; Insecta; Diptera; Culicidae. The transcript has 4 exons.